Messenger RNA from Botrytis porri, 294 nucleotides. RefSeq lists its product as uncharacterized. The record is from RefSeq and is a predicted model, not a curated record. The transcript is spliced from 3 exons. NCBI's taxonomy places the organism in Eukaryota, Fungi, Ascomycota, Leotiomycetes, Helotiales, Sclerotiniaceae. The coding region runs from base 1 to 294 and encodes 97 amino acids.
AUGGUAUUCGAUAAUGCAAUUUUUGCAGGAACAUGUGCACAGGACUGUAGAGGAGGUGCAGUAGUUACACUAUUCGGACCAUCCCGUGGAGUUCCUUCACAGGGAUUGAUAUCGGAUGGAAAGAUUCCUUCAUGGAUUCCCAACGGCUAUUAUCUUACUCUACCAGACAGAUCCAACACAAUUUACCCCUCCAAGAGCCUCCACGAUAACGAAGAUUUCGAAAAUUUCGAAAAUCUCAAACCAAGAUUCAUAGUCGUCUCAUACAUCAAUCUCUCGGUUGGUCAAGGUGCUUGA